This is a messenger RNA of Eucalyptus grandis, 997 nucleotides long. RefSeq lists its product as uncharacterized. Gene Ontology annotation, biological process: chromosome segregation. Gene Ontology annotation, cellular component: outer kinetochore. Gene Ontology annotation, molecular function: protein binding. The transcript has 7 exons. Bases 1 to 990 code for a protein of 329 amino acids. The record is from RefSeq and is a predicted model, not a curated record. NCBI's taxonomy places the organism in Eukaryota, Viridiplantae, Streptophyta, Magnoliopsida, Myrtales, Myrtaceae.
AUGGCUGCAAUUGACUUCUCCAGCGGGGUGACGAUCCUUCAUCAACAGCUCAAAGCACGAAAUCUCGAGAAGAAACUUCAGAAGGCUGGUGGACUGAGCAGCUGGCUGAUGUCAGUGGGGCUGGGGCAAUUUGUGAGGAUCUUCCGGUGUAGGCGCAUCAAUGAGUUUCAGCUGGCCAACAUGACAAUGAAGAAGCUCAAAGAUAUGGGUGCUGCUGCUGUGGGGCCUCGGAGGAAAUUGAUGUUGGGAUUUCAUGAAUCAUGUAUAGGUAAAAUUAAUAUAAAGAAUGUAGUAGAAACAAACAUAUAUUUUAUACAUGAUUCUCUGAAGGCAAAAGCUCCAAAAACAAUGGAGGAGACGGUAGCGGCGCUCGGCAAACGCCUCGACCAAUCCCUCGAUCGCCGUCCCAUCCCUCUCGAUUCCGCUUCUUCGACCUUCAUUCAGUGCCUGAACCGCCGCGUGUCGACCGCGAGCGGCGAUCUCGAUUUGCUCGACUCCAUGACGUUCGGGACCGUGUUGUUCGAGGAGGGACCUCAUGUUGACGAUGUUGAAGAAGAUACAGUCGAUGACUUAUCGAGCCCUCUCGAACUUGAUCCUAAUUCUCCAUUAUCAAAUGAUGGAUUUGACCGGCCAUCUUCAUGUUCGGGGCGACUUACUGCGGCGGUUUCUAUGACGAAGAGUUUUGAAGAAGAUUCUCUAUUUGAUGACUCCAUCAGCUUGAAAAGACUUGGUAUAUCUGACGUAGCUCUGGCCACAUUAGCUUCGGAAGUUAAAGGUCCAAAAUCAGUAGUUAAGGCAUCCAAAGAUGAGUAUGAAAGUCUUCCUUCCUACAUGAAAAGUCUUGCAUCAUGGGAGGAUUUGCUUAUAGCUAUCGAGAAGAUAAACUCAUACUUAAGCAAGAAAGAGAACUGUUCAGAAAACAAAAGCUUCUUUCAAGACGAAAUAUCAUCAUUGGCAUUGGGUGGGUAUAUAACAUCAGUAGUGAUAUGAAUCUCUG